AUGGGCAAAGCCACCGCCGCAGCCUCCAAAAGGCAGAAAAGGGUCUCCAUCGCGGGUACCCCGGUCUUCAAGCCGCCCGUCAAGACGCCUGUCAAGAACCCCGAGGCUCCGGCCAAAUCCGCCCUCAAGAAGACGGUCACGACGCCCGAGGAAGCUGAAACGCCUACCAAAACCGAGCCGGAGGAAGACGGCGGCGCGUGCGAGCCAAGUUUGGGGCUCACCAUGAUCUGGGCCUUCGUCGCAGCUUACAACGGCCUCCCAGCCCAUUGGGACGUCAAAGUAAUGCAGACAGGAGGCGAAGCAUGCAAUAAGGUCCUCGACUCCCUCGGCAAGAUCAAGUUGACGUCAAGCGGCAAAAUGCCGGCACACAUCCAGAUGCCCUACAUCCCCGAGCCGAGCAUCCGGGCAGCCAUGAUCAUAAUGAAAAACUGGUCAGUCGAGGGCACCCGCAAGAGCAAGGGCAAAGCUUUUGAAAUCGACGACGUUCUUCCCAGCUCUUGGAAGAAUAGCAACAUCUUCAAGUCCUUCCAGUUCACAGACUACAUCAUGGGCCGCAAACCGGCGGAGGGCUCGAAAUUGAGCAAAAUCCCCUUCCACGAGGCUCAUUGGCGCAAGUCUCAUAUGAUCCCUCCGCAGAAUCUUUGCACGGCGAUCAAGAUCCCCGUGUUGAAGAGGUCGCUCGACCUGGGCGAGUGUCAGCGCGUUGACGUUGACGGUAGGCUUGGAUGCGAGGCGCGGGCCUGA
Messenger RNA from Neurospora tetrasperma FGSC 2508, 744 nucleotides. RefSeq lists its product as uncharacterized. The transcript is spliced from 2 exons. Lineage: Eukaryota; Fungi; Ascomycota; Sordariomycetes; Sordariales; Sordariaceae. The coding region runs from base 1 to 744 and encodes 247 amino acids. The record is from RefSeq and is a predicted model, not a curated record.